AUGAGUAUCCCCCGCACACCAGAGAGGAUGGAACAGAAAUUUUAUCUGGCAUCCAAAGAGACUGUUAAGCCAGUCAUCCGCAUGUUCUUAGGCCAGUUGACGGCACAAAACUGGCAGAGACUGGAGACUGGGCGUCUUGACCAAGAUACAAGUACUCGUUUGACAGAUUUGGCUGUAGAUAUUAUUGAAAUUUUGGCUAAAAUUCUGCACGGGUCUCUCAACGCAAGACUUGAAAUACAGCAAGACCCGUCACCAGGAUCUGUACAAUCUGUGUGUAAGGAGGACGUGCACAAAUGUUUAGGUAACACGGGUGAAGUCAUCACACAGACUGUGGCAGAGAUACAGGGUGUAGGUGACAUCCACUACCCUGAGUGCGGGCAGGUGACAGAGCUCAUGGUCACAGCAGUCACAGAGAAAGUAAAUUCCAGGCUGUCUAAAACAAGUGACUCUGACGACUCAGAGGAGCACAAGACCCCUUACACUCAUCUUAUCAAAUUGACUAAACACUUCCAGAAGAUUCUCAAAUACUGCUCCAAAAAGAUGAAGAAAAUGUUGGCUAAAGCUGAGCAGGAGUUUAAAAAAUUCAAAUCAGCCUGCACUGUGCAGGAAAAGGAAGAGGUGGUGGUAUCCACUCAGACCUCUGUAACUUCUCUGCAAGAAGAGAAACCAGGCAAGGCUGAGUCUUCAGUCAACAAACACCUGUCUAUUCUUCAAGCAACCAAGGAAAUCCUGGAGAAACAACUGGAAGAGAUUGCUAAUGAUUUUCAGAGUCACUCCACAGAGGAAAAAGAUAGCCUGCUCCUUUCUACAACCAGCAAGGACUCCGAGUUAUCGGAGUUAUCAUUUCAGAUUGUAGAUGCUUUUACAAAUGAGGCUCGCAAGGACCUGCUUGAAGAGAAACAAUCAUCCACAAAAGAGACCUCAAGACACAACAGGAGAAGGCUCAUCAACAGGAUGAAGAGUGUCUUUGUCCGAACAGUUGCUCGAGAGUCAAUCAUGAACAUGAUGUCUGCAGUCAGACGCAAGCAGGCCUGUCAAGGACAAGAAGUUGUGGAACUAGACACAUCCCAGCUGAUUAAGAGUGUGGAUAAUCUUUUAACAGAGGCCAUUACACCAAAAGAUCAGGAUACAAGAAGUGGGUCAAGAGAGGUUUGCCUCUUUCAGAAGAUAGCCAGCGACAUUUCCAAUGGCACACUGGAAAGUUUUGCUGAGAAGCUGAGUGACACAUUGGCCAAUCACUUGACACCACUAGAAGAAGAAACACACAGAGAGGAGAUUCGGACUGAAGUUGACAAUGUCAUUAAACAGAUGUGGAAUUGGUUGAAGAAGCAGAUCCUCCUGCGCAAGACAAGGAAGGACAGUGUGAGCAUGACUCUGAGAGAGGUCAAGAAAGUUGUGCUCAAUGAACAUUCAGGUCUCAGUUCCCCCAAAACAGAAGCUGAGGAUCAGACCUACCCCACACCUGUGCAAGAGGAGGUUCAAAGCGUCACAGCUGAGGAAGCGGAAGAAGAGGCCUGCAAUGCUAGGGAGGAAAAGAAAGAGGCCUGCGCAGAUGAGGAGGAGGAAGAAGAGGCCUUCUCAGAUGGGGAGGAAAAGGAAGAGGCCUGCGUAGAUGAGGAGGAUGAAGAAGAAGCCUUCACAGCUGAGGAGCAAGUAGAACAAGUUCAGGUGGCAAAAGCAUCAGGUGAAUACACGGAAUCUGUUCUCCGGAAGUGGGACCUACUGACUUGUGAAGUCAUUGUGAGGCUGUUCUUACGCAAAGUCACGAAAGAUUUUUUCCCCGAUCUGAUCUACAAAUCAGUGGAAGCCAGACUGAGAGACCUGCUGUUUGAAAAGAUGAUUGGUACUGACGUUAAUGUGGAUUUGAGCCUGAAAAGCAUGCAAAAGAAAUGCAAAGCUGUGUACAAAGAACUAUGCAAAAAGUUUGAUGGCACAGUUCUUUUGAGAAGUCUCUUGGAACAGGAUCAACCAGUCGUUGAGGCUGUGGUUGAGGCCCUAAAAGAGCAUUUUUCAUCAGAAAGACCCAGCGGCAUCCAAAAGUUCUUCAGAUGUCUUGUCUUACCUUUCACUGUUUUAUUGGUUGUGACUAAUCACAUUUCACAAAUUGGCCCCACUGUACGGCAAGUAGUGAAUGAAGUCCUAGAUGGAUAA
Molecule: messenger RNA, 2151 nt
Organism: Xyrichtys novacula (pearly razorfish)
Lineage: Eukaryota; Metazoa; Chordata; Actinopteri; Labriformes; Labridae
Source: the annotation of a GenBank genome assembly